AUGUAUGUGUCGGUUAACGUUGUAGCCUUUGGGAGUGAAAGGGACGGGUUUUCCGAGGACAGUCAGCGGCCGAGCCUGAUCCGGAGCUAUCUCGGGAGAAGCGCUCUGGUUUCCCAGAUCGACAGCAGCUCGUCUGCCAGCCACGUCGGAAACCCAGUUUUUAACGAAUACCAAGCCUGUGUGUUUGGAAAUGUCAAACUGGUGGUUCACGACUGUCCUGUCUGGGAUUUAUUUGACAGCGACUGGUACACCUCUCGCAGUCUCAUUGGAGGAGCUGAUAUUAUUGUGAUUAAAUACUCUGUGAAUGACAAGACCUCAUUUCAAGAAGUAAAGGACAGUUAUGUCCCAAUGAUUAAAAAAGCGUUAAACCACUGUUCGGUUCCAGUAAUAAUUUCUGCUCUCGGCGCAAGAAAAAACGGAGUGCCUUGCACCUGCCCCCUGUGCACGUCAGACAGGAGGAACUGUGUCACCACCUCCGAGGGAAUUCAGCUUGCCAAGGAACUGGGAGCCACUUACCUCGAACUGCACACUCUUAACGACUUCUACAUCCAGAAGUACUUUGGAGGAGUGCUGGAAUAUUUCAUGAUCCAGACGUUGAAUCAGAAGUCAUCUGCAAAAAUGAAGAAAAGGGAGAAGACACAGAAGCGCCGUCGAGUUCAGCCCCCUCAGCUUGAACAGCCAGAAAAAAUGCCGAUCUUAAAGGGCGAAGCAUCACACUACGACGCGGACCUGCACAACCUGCUCUGCUGCUGCCAGUGCGCGGACGUGGCGUUCUACCCUGAGGACCUCAGCACGGUGGUGGAGGCUCACAAGAUCAUCCUCUGCUCUGUCAGCCACCUCUUCAUGCUGCUCUUCGAGGUGAAGAGCCCCACCGACAUCCGCGACGCCUCCAUCGUGCAGAUGGCGCAGAGCCUCUUCGCGGUGGAGGCAGGGGCCACCUUUUCCCCGCUGCCCCGCAGCGUCCCGCCCUGCGUCCCACCAGUGAAGGUGGUGGUGAAGGACUCUGUCUUCUGCUCUUGUCUCCCAGACAUCCUCCACUUCAUUUACUCAGGUGCUUUCCAGUGGGAACAAUUAGAAGAGGACAUAAAAAAGAAGUUGAGGGAUCCAGAAAAAACUGAACAUGUGCUUGAGAAAGUUAAAUGUAUCCUGAAAACUCCAGGAAAGCUAAGCACUGUAAAGGACUGCAGACCUCACCAGAUAAAACAGCUGUAUAGCACUUCUCUCAGGCUGUUCUUCAACACACCUGUCCUUGCUGACGUCAUCUUCAAAAUACAAGGUGCAACUGUACCAGCCCACAGAGCAGUUCUGGUAGCUCGCUGUGAGGUAAUGGCAGCUAUGUUUAAUGGUAAUUAUCUAGAAGCAAAUAGUAUUCUGGUUCCAGUGUACGGGGUUUCCAAAGACACUUUCCUCUCCUUUCUAGAGUACCUUUAUACCGACUCCUGCUGCCCAGCCAGUAUUCUCCAAGCUAUGUCUCUCUUGAUCUGUGCAGAGAUGUACCAAGUAAUGAGGCUCCAGCAUAUUUGUGAGCUUUACAUUAUCACGCAGCUUCAGAGCAUGCCUAGCAGGGAACUGGCGUCCACAAGUCUCAGUAUUGUUAGCUUGCUCAAAAAAGCUAAGUUUCACAAUUCUGAUUGCCUUUCAACUUGGCUUCUUCAUUUUAUUGCCACUAACUACCUCAUCUUCAGUCAAAAGCCUGAAUUUCAAGAUCUUUCAGUGGAGGAGCGCGAUUUCGUGGAGACGCACAGGUGGCCUUCUGAGUUGUACCUGAAGCAGCUCGCUGACUACAGGAGCUACGUCCACUCUCAGAAAUGCCACUGCGCAGUAAUGUGA
Messenger RNA from Tauraco erythrolophus (red-crested turaco), 1830 nucleotides. RefSeq names its product Rho related BTB domain containing 3 (gene RHOBTB3). Lineage: Eukaryota; Metazoa; Chordata; Aves; Musophagiformes; Musophagidae. Gene Ontology annotation, molecular function: GTP binding; GTPase activity; protein binding. The record is from RefSeq and is a predicted model, not a curated record.